Branchiostoma belcheri (Belcher's lancelet) is the source of this 661-nucleotide messenger RNA. RefSeq lists its product as uncharacterized. Bases 159 to 644 code for a protein of 161 amino acids. The record is from RefSeq and is a predicted model, not a curated record. The transcript is spliced from 6 exons. NCBI's taxonomy places the organism in Eukaryota, Metazoa, Chordata, Leptocardii, Amphioxiformes, Branchiostomatidae.
GCUCUUUCGGCGUGACCUAGGUAUCUAUCUAUUUCCCGGACGUUAGUUAGACCAUAGAGUACCCGAUGGAAAGGCGUAUAUAACAGUUGUGAACUGCUAUUCGCCGAUAUCAUCUGAUUUACAGUGGAUACUCUGGUGCUCCUGCUUUCUGUCCCGGCAUGGCGUGCUGCUUCCUGAGCUCCCUCCAGGCUCCCGUCCAGGCCGCCAUCCGUCCGGCCAUGUGGCUGCCCGGAAUCCGGAAUCUACACUCCCACAAGGAAACCUGGAAGUCUGACGCCACGGCUCCGGAUUGUCUGAAAAGUUUGCUGAACGCGCUGGAGAAGGCCAAGGUCGACAGUCCUUACUGGAGGAAACACAAGGUCAACAAGGUGGAUGAAGAACGUUACCGUGUACAGAUCUUCACGUACACCCGGGCGGAGUGGCUGGACGUGGUGGAGAUAGAGUUCCGGCCGGGACAGGCCGAGGGCGCAGAGGCAGAGGCUGCGUCUUUCUCCAGUGGCCUGUUCCCGACCCUGGUCCCGCUCUGCUUUCUCAUCAAUACGGUGCUUUUCUUCGUUCCCUUCCUCGACAAUGGCUACAACAAGAAGCGUUUGGAUGCGCUCCGAGAAGCCAUGGAUGUCCCCGUAGCAGUUUUUGACCAGUAGUAAAAUGUGCCACGAUA